This is a messenger RNA of Xenia sp. Carnegie-2017, 837 nucleotides long. Its product is annotated as keratin, type I cytoskeletal 9-like. The record is from RefSeq and is a predicted model, not a curated record. The transcript has 5 exons. The coding region runs from base 1 to 837 and encodes 278 amino acids. Lineage: Eukaryota; Metazoa; Cnidaria; Anthozoa; Malacalcyonacea; Xeniidae.
AUGGAUGCCUACAAAGUAUUGUGUAUAAACAAUACUUCACUUUCUCUUGAAUGUUGUGAUGACAUCAAAAAGGAAGUUAAAUCGUAUGAAAGAGCAUAUGAAUCAUUAUGCACGAACAAAACUUACGGAUUCCGUCCAUUCAACGUAAACUUUACAAAUCUUGGAGCAACUGGUCGUCAAGGUCCAACCUCAAUUGGUCAACAUUAUAAUGGUCAAGAUCAUGUAAACAUGGUUAGAGUAUUAAAAGGUAUCCAGUAUUGGACAGUGCCUUACACUGGAACUUAUGAAAUUACGGCAGUCGGUGCACAAGGAGGUUAUGAUAAAUAUGGCUCUACUUACAGAGGAGGUGGAGGUUCUUUUGUUGCUAGGAACAACAAUGCUCCACUACUUGUUGCUGGAGGAGGUGGUGGUUUAGAAAACCUUAACAAACGUUUAGAUAACUCUGGAGGAGUAAAUGGACAGGGAGCAAAGCAGGCAGAUUCAGGAAAUUCAGGAGGCGGAGGAGGUGGAUUUUACAACAAUGGAAGAAGUAGUAAGCAGUUUGGUGGAAAGUAUGGAAAUGGAGGAGAAGGAGGUUUUGCUUUUAUAAAUGGAGGAGCAGGAGGACGUGCUAAAACUAACAAUGCUGUUGAUGGAUUUGGAGGUGGUGAUGGAGCAUAUGGUUAUGGUGGAGGAGCAGGUGGAGGUGGGGGCUACUUAGGUGGAGCAUCUGGUGAUAAUGUGAAUGGAUCUUGUGGUGGUGGAGGUGGGUCUUACAAUGUAGGAAGAAAUCAAGUAAGCAAGCCUGGUUUUAACAACAAGGGAGACGGAUAUGUCGUUGUCACUCGAAAGUCGUAA